ACGGUGUUCACAAUUUCUCAAAACUCAAACAUACGUGAUCGUCGCUCUGGAGAUAUCAGUAUGGCUACCGGGCCGCACGACACGCCCCCUGCUGGGGAGCCUGUUGCCGUGGUUGGAAUGAGCUGCCGUUUUUCUGGCGAAGCUUCCUCCGUUGAAGGAUUUUGGGAGAUGUUGCGGCACGGAAGAACUGGUCAUGGGCCCGUUCCCCCCAGUCGGUAUCAGGCAUCCGCUUGGCAUCAUCCUAGCCAUGAACGGAAAGGAGCAAUCAACCACGACAGUGGGUUCUUCAUUGAGCAGGAUCCCUCUCACUUCGAUGCUCCCUUCUUUUCAAUCACAGCAAAAGAAGCCGCCGGUAUGGACCCAGUGCAACGACUGCUACUGGAGGUAGCUUAUGAAGCAUUUGAAAAUGGAGGGGUACCUAUGGAAAGUCUCGUUGGGAGUCGUACUGCGGUCUUUUCGGGCUGCAUGACAAAUGACUAUGAAUUGCUGUCAACGAGCGAUAUUCAUGACAUGCCGCACAAUUCAGCCACUGGAAAUGGAAGAACCAUGCUUGCUAAUCGACUGUCUUGGUUCUUUGACCUUCGGGGACCAAGUGUGAUGCUUGACACGGCUUGCUCUUCUAGCCUGACUGCAGCCCACCUUGCCUGCCAGGCUAUUCGUACCGGAGAGUGUGAGACAGCCCUUGUCACUGGUGCUAGUCUUAUAUUGCACCCGAACUUCACCCAAAGGCUGUCUUAUAUGCACAUGCUCAGCGCGGACGGUAUUAGCCAUUCAUUUGAUGCGAAAGCAAAUGGAUAUGGGCGGGGUGAGGGGAUAGGCGCAGUGCUGCUGAAGCCCCUUAGCGCAGCUGUUGCAAACGGGGACACGAUUCGUGCAGUUAUUCGUGCCACUGGUAUCAAUCAAGAUGGGCGGACACCUGGUAUCACAAUGCCGAGUCGCACCUCUCAAGCUGACCUCAUUCGGGACGUUUAUGGCCCCGGGCUUCCGUCUAUGCGAGAGACUGCAUACUUCGAAGCUCAUGGAACAGGAACAGAAGUUGGGGAUCCCACUGAGCUAGCAGCCAUUGGUGACACUUUUGGAGCUGCUCGGAUGGAUGGGGAUGAGCCCAUAUAUGUCGGCUCUGUGAAAAGCAACAUUGGCCACACCGAGGGAGCAGCAGGAGUGGCAAGUAUAAUCAAAGCAGUUCUCUGUCUGGAGAACGGCAUGCUCGUACCCAAUGCCGGGUUCACCCAGAUUAACCCUAGGAUCCAUCUCGACAAAUGGCGCAUGCGACUUAGUGAUGCGUGCAUUGAGUGGCCGCAACAUCUGGCCCGACGUGUGAGUAUCAACUCAUUUGGCUUUGGUGGAAGCAAUGCCCAUUUAAUUCUGGAGGGUACUGGCAUGCACUUGUCCCCUUCUGCUGCGACUGAGAAGACAAAAGAGAAAACCACACCACAAGUCGUCGUCUUUUCCACGCAGGAUAAGCCUGGUCUAGAACGAUUGACCGAAAAAUGGACUUCUUUCCUGCAAAAGAAAUUGACCACUGGUGAAGAAAUCUCACUGAGAAAUAUCUCCCACACCAUGAGCUCACGCCGCUCAAAACUGCCGUUCCGAAGUUUUGCGGUUGCUGAAUCACUUGAACAGCUGCAUGAUGUGUUACAGCAAGGUCUCCCGCAGUCUUCCCGCGCUAGCCGUACCCUGCAGGCUAACUUAGCCUUCAUAUUCACUGGCCAGGGUGCACAGUGGGCGCAAAUGGGAAUUCAAUUGCUCGAUAUUCCUGUUUUCCGGGAAAGCAUUACCCACAGUCAGCAGAUCUUGUCAGACCUGAAUUGUCCAUGGGACUUGCCCGAGGAAAUGCGGGCGGAAGCAGCAUAUUCCAACAUGAGCCUGCCUGACCGGAGUCAAUCAAUUUGCUGUGCUUUGCAGGUUGCCUUGGUUGAUCUGUUGGCCAGCUGGGGGGCUCGCCCUAAAGCAACUGUCGGACAUUCAAGUGGUGAGAUAGGUGCAGCAUACGCAGCAGGAUUCAUUGCACACGACACAGCUCUCAGGAUCGCUUAUUUCCGUGGACUUUAUUCUCUUCAACUGUCUCAGGGGGAGCGACGAGGGGCUAUGAUGGCUGUCGAGCUUCCUCCCGUGAAUGCUCAGAAAUACCUCGAGAUACUUCCUACCGAGAGUGUGGUGGUGGCGUGUGUGAAUAGCCCAACCAGUGUAACUCUGUCGGGCGACGCGGAUGGCAUCGAUAAGUUGGAAGAUCAGCUGAAGGCAGAUGGCUGUUUUGCCCGGAAGCUACAGGUCAAAACAGCGUAUCACUCUCCACACAUGCGUGACCUGGCCGAAGAGUACCGAAACGCCCUGAAGGAUAUUCACCCAGUCAGCGAUGGCAAGAGCACGGCGACUAUGUUUUCAUCGGUGACAAAGGAGCAGGUGUAUGCAGAGGACAUGACCGCAGACUAUUGGGUGCGGAACAUGGUUAGUCCGGUGGAGUUUGCUGCCGCCGUCUCUAAGCUCGCUGGAAUGAAGGAGAUAGGAAAGACUCGCCGUCGAGCGGUGGCCGUCAAAUGGAAUGCCUUCCUUGAAAUUGGUCCACAUGAAGCUCUGAAGGGACCCUUCCACCAAACUCUGCAGUCUAUUGACGCGAGUUUGACUACCCUCCCAUAUCAGGCUUUGGUACGGCGACGCACAGAUGCACUGCAGACUACUUUAGCGGUUACGGGGAUGCUCUGGAGCAUUGGCGCCACGAUUGAUAUCGAUGCCGUCAACUCUAGUCUUAACCCAGAAACGCCACAGAUCGUGGAAAACUUGCCCUCAUACGCUUGGAACCACAAAACCUCUUUUUGGCAUGAACCACUUGCUUCAUCUCGGCUUCGCCAGCGCAAAGAACCGCGUCAUGAUUUGCUGGGAGUCCCAUUCGACUAUCAAAAUGAUAUGGAACCACGCUGGCGCAACUUCCUGAGAGUUUCUGAGAUACCUUGGCUAUCUGACCAUGUUGUUGCCGGGUCUAUCGUCUUCCCCGCCGCCGGGAUGGUUGCCAUGGUAGCCGAGGCAGCACGACAGCUAUCGGAUCCCAAGAAGUUGCUAAUGGGCAUCGAAUUCAACGAUCUGAGUUUCAUGCAAGGUGUGGUGAUUCCUGAUGAUAACCGUGGUCUCGAGACAGUACUACAUGUCGCCCCCAAUCGUGGAGGCGAGAGUUGGUACGACUUCGGUAUCUUUUCCCUUCCAGAAGGAGCCUCUUGGAUCCGACAUGCCACCGGAUCCUUUAACAUACACUACAACACACAAGGUCUGCCGGUAGAUGAAAAUGAAUGGGAUCAUUUCAUUGAGAAAGUCCAGGAGACACAAGCUACCUCGUCCAGCACGGAUAUUGAAGCUGUUUACGAUUGGUUGUCUGAGACUGGUGGCGUCACGCUAGGUCCUUCCUUCCGAUCAAUUGCCAAUGCUUCCUUUUGCGAGGGGGACCGUCGGCUCUGGAUAAAGGCUGCGGUGCGUGAUACCCAGAAAGGGAUGCCGUAUGAAAAGGAGUCGUCUUCCUUCAUGCACCCAACCGCCCUUGAUGCCCUGUUCCAGGCAGCUGUCCUCUCCUGUUCAGAUUCACUUAAUAACCAGGAAGCCAACAUUCCCAUUGGAGUUGACAGGAUCUACCUCUCCACUGACUGGGACCUGCAGAAUGGGGAUGAGUUCGCCAUCCACACGGAAACCCACCGGCAGGACGGUGAAUCACGAUCGGAUUCAAUUGCUUCGGAUUCCUUGUGGUCGCAACCGCGUGUUGUUUUGAAGGGCAUCCAACUUGGUCGAGUGCCCAUGAGUAAGAAGAUAGAUGACAAAGGUAACCAGGGCUCUGGUGUGAACCGCUUUUCCUCCUUGGUCUGGAGGGAGCAUCUGGAAUCCUCGGUCGGCCAGGCACCGGCAGCCCAGACUCAUUACGAUGGGCUGGAGGGCUGGAUACAGCGCUUCUGCUACACCUAUGGUGAUGGGCGUGCUCUUGUUGUCAUUGGCUCUAGCUCUGAGAGCAAGAUUCUCUCGAGUAUCCAGUCCCAUGCACCUGGUGGUGGACACCGACCCCGGCUACAGCAGUUGACUAUUGUCUGUGCACAUAUAGCCUCAAGCACCGAGUUCAACCAAACGACCUUGGGAGAUGAUCUCUUCGAUCUAGUGCUCGUGGACCAGCUGAGUUUCGAGGAGGGCUCGGAUACUAGUACCCUCCUCGAAUCUCUCACCUCAAUCACUGAGCCAGAUGGCUGGUUGGCAAUCCGUGCGCACGCUGGUGAGCUGGAUCCGCUGAGACUCAUCGAGCGUUCACCCAAUUGGGAGGCAACGGGAUUGAUUGUGGAUGGUGACUAUGCUCUCGCCCAUCGGAAGGUGGAGCCUGCACAGAUUGAUUCCACUGUAUUCCUGCUUACAGCAAGCCCUGAUUUGGGGACAACCUCUUUCCAAGCUACGCUAGAGAAGAAUCUUUCAAAGAUGGGAUUGAAGACAUGCACCGUCGGACUGGAAGACACGAGCACACUUGCUGGCAAAACAGUCAUAUCGCUGAUAGAGUUCGACAAUACCUGGAUAUCUGGCUGGUCUGCUACCACCAUGUCGCAAUUCCAAGAAUUGUUGCAGGCGAAAUAUAUUUUGUGGACCUCUCCAGUCCCUAGGCAAGUUGAGGAUGCGUCGUUCGCCGCAGGAUUUGGCGCCACCACCGGUCUUCUUCGUACUCUGAGGAAUGAACGACCGAACACCAUCUUGCCCCAGGUACAAUUCAACCCGCUUGACGUGUCUGAUGAAGAACAAUUGGCUCAGGGGAUCCUGCAAGUGUUGCAGCUCACAGUUACCUCCGUGGCCCGUCGCAAUCAAGAUCUUGAGUAUCGCUUGGAGGAUAAACGCUUGCUGGUACCUCGACUCAUGUCCACAGAAUCGGUAGACGAGGAAAUGCACAUCUUGACUCGUGGACCUCGACCCGCCUUCUCUCGUCUGGUCGAUGAUUCGCGUGCGCUGCAGUUUCACGUGGUCCCACAAGGCACCCAACCGGGCUAUUGGAUGGAACAUCCGAAUCUUGUGGCGGAGCUACCUGGCAAUCAAAUCGAGGUCCAGCUGCAGCUUCAAACCAUCGCAGCCACUGGCAGCUCAGUCAAUCACUCGCCCGAAACGCGCAUCCCGGUAGUCGAAGCUGUCGGCAUUGUCCGCAAGCUUGGACGAUCUGUCGAUACCCAUCUGGCGAUAGGAGAUAUCGUUGUUCUGUUGGCACCCGGCGCCGGAACAAUUCUCGGGAUGUCUACUCGUGUUAGAGUUGAACCCCAUGCCAUUGCAAGGCUACCAGCUCACCUUACACCCACACUGGCUGUGGCAACACCACUGGCCUACACCCUUGCCAAUGCUAGUCUCUUCAAUGCCGCACGUCUGGAAACAGGCUCCUCUGUUCUCAUCAUCGGCGCGCCCAGUCACACAUUACAUGCUCUUUUGAACUGCGCCCAAGAUAUACCAGGGGUUCGGCUGUAUGUGGCCGCCGCAGACGAUGCUGCAGCUGACGAGAUCACUACACAGUAUCCUGGUUGUGCUGGUAGGAUCUUCACUGUCCACGGUGGCCUUGAUGCCAAUAUUGCGCAUCUCACCAGCGGCAAGGGUGUUACGGCCGUCGUCUCAUGCCUUGGGGGCUCCAUUGGUCGAGUUGCGGCCCGCUGUCUAGGGGCUGGUGGUGUUUACGUGGACCUGAGCGCCAAAACUGCACUUUCAUCUCUUCCUGCUACAUUCUCCUCCCGAAGCUGCACUUUUGUUUCCUUGAACAUGAGUGCUAUGCUGGAGAGCAAUCCUGACUUGGUUUACACAUAUUUCCGCCGCGGUAUGACUACAUUGCAACAGCAUCACACUGUUCAUCCUGGAAGGGUUUUCCCAGCUGCCGAUUGGGCUGAUGCAGAGGACCAUGCUCGUCAAACGGGAACAAGGUCCCCCAUUCACCUCACGGAGUCCCCCAACGUUCUCAUUAUUCCGCCCGUACCGGAACCCGUACUCCUCUCGAAGGAUCAGACUUUCGUCCUGGCCGGUGGCCUAGGAACUUUAGGCUUGGCUCUCGCAAGAGCGUUGGUUGACAUUGGUGCUCAUCACGUGGUGAUUCUCUCUCGAUCCGGCAUUGCUCGAGGGGCUCAUCAAGAAGCCAUCGACCGUAUACAAGGUGACGGAUGCCGUGUCGAUAUUGUUCGCUGCGAUGUUUCCCAAGAAGAGGACGUUGCAACUUUCAUCUCCCAGGCUCAAUCCAAAGGAUGGAAUAUCAAAGGUCUGAUACAAUGCGCGACAAAUCUCAAGGACGCCAUGUUCGACACGAUGGGCUUUGGUGACUGGAAAGAUCCAACUGAUCCCAGGAUCCGCGGAACGCUCAACUUGCACCGUGCCUUUGCCGACAGCAAGUUGGAUUUCUUCCUCGCACUAUCAUCGGUCGCAAGCGUAAUCGGCAACAUGGGACAGGCGAACUACUCCGCUGGGAACGCCUUCAUGGAUGAGCUGAUGGUCUGGAGGCAAGCAAACGGCUUAAGCGGCCACAGCAUCAACAUUGGUCUGGUUCCCGAUGGAAGUAGCAUGGGCGACGGAGCUGAGUCCCCUGAGGAACGCCGUCGACGCUACGGUCAUUUGGAAGGAACAGAAAUAGACGUCUCCGAGCUUCAAAAGUUGGUCCAACUAAUAGUGCAGCAUCGAGUUUCAAUUCCCGCCCAAAUUGUGGCAGGCAUCAACGAUGAUCUCCCGCUUGAAGGGGCCGCCUGGCGUUAUGAUCGCAAAUUUGAUCAUCGCAUUCGUCUGGCUCAGGUCGAAGCAAGCGGAUCUUCGAAUCAGACCAGCACUCGGUUGAAGAGUGCGGGCUCUCAAGACGCAGCCGUGCAGGUUGUGAAUGAGACGAUGCAAGAGUACCUGGCCGCGGCAAUGGCGACAACUGCGGACACAGUCGAUAUAGAGCUGCCCUUGUCGGCCCUGGGAGUGGAUUCCCUCAAGGCGACCGAGUUACAGAGCUGGGUAUUGCGCGAGAUGGGGGCAGAGCUAUCUUCGUUUGAGUUCCUGGGGUCUCAGCCAGUGAAGGCCUUGUCCGAGAAAAUCGCUGUGCAAAGUACUUUCGUUGCUGCUUAUUAG
Messenger RNA from Penicillium brevicompactum, 7071 nucleotides. Its product is annotated as type I polyketide synthase. Gene Ontology annotation, molecular function: fatty acid synthase activity; oxidoreductase activity; phosphopantetheine binding. The transcript has 9 exons. The annotation marks the transcript as partial. Gene Ontology annotation, biological process: secondary metabolite biosynthetic process; fatty acid biosynthetic process. Lineage: Eukaryota; Fungi; Ascomycota; Eurotiomycetes; Eurotiales; Aspergillaceae. The record is from RefSeq and is a predicted model, not a curated record.